AUAAUAAUGAUUAUUAUAAUCGACUGUCAAUUUUGUUGUGUUAAAAUGUACCAAUUUUAUUUAGUUUAUGCUAGAGUUUAAUAUCUUUUUCAUUGCUUUAGAAUAAAAUACAUAUUGUUUCGGAAAAAUGGAUAGCAAAAUGGCGACGGUUUUUGAUCAGGAGAUUGAUUUGACGCAAGAACCAGCGCCAGAGUACAGCACAUCCAAUCAAUUUCCACUCAAUGAUAAUGAUGAUGAAGGCAAACAACAUCCAGUCAACUUCUGUCAAGUAUUCAUCAAAGAAGAAGUGUAUGUUGAGCAAGAGGAUAAUGAAGUAACUCAAGAAGAUUAUCAAGGACUGAUGAGCGGAACAGUGGAGAGUAAACAGGGGGCGUGGCCUUCUACUAGCAGCACAUCCGGCUAUGCUGAUACAUCACAACGGAACAUUGAUGACGAUGCACCUGCAAUAUCUUUAGUGGAAACGUGUAUUGAGCCAUCUAUCUCUGUGAGAAAAACUAAACUCUACAGUUGUACUCAGUGUAGCUUUAAAACUCCCUGGAACGAAAGUUUUAAACGACACACCAGAAAACACAGUGGAGAAAAACCUUUCAGAUGCAGAAUCUGUGACUAUGCAUGCACUCAACCAAGCAAUUUGAAAUCCCAUCUGAUAAUUCAUACUGGUGAAAAACCUUUCAGUUGUGAGUUUUGUGAGUAUACAUGUGCUCGUUCCGGUGAUUUGAAUUCUCACCUUAGGACACAUACAGGAGAAAAACCCUUCAGCUGCAAAUUGUGUGACUAUAAAUGUGCUUAUUCAAGCAAUUUCAGAGACCAUCUUAAAACACAUACCGGGGAAAAGCCUUUCAGUUGUGAGUUCUGUGACUACACAUGUGCUAAUUUAACUCAUUUGAAAAGGCAUACCAGAAAACACACUGGAGAGAAGCCUUUCAGUUGUGAAUUGUGUGACUUUUCAUGCACUCAAUCGAGUAAUUUGAAACAACAUCUGCUAACUCAUACCGGUGAAAAACCUUUCAGUUGUGAGUUUUGUGAAUAUUUAUGUUCUAGCUCAUCCCAUUUGAAAAGACAUAUUAGAAAACACACCGGAGAAAAACCAUUCAGAUGCGAGUUUUGUGAAUAUACAUGUGCACAUUCCAAUACUUUGAAAGAUCAUCUCAAGACACAUACUGGCGAAAAACCUUUCAACUGUGAAUUUUGCAACUAUGCAUGUGCUCGUUUAGGUAGUUUAAAAAGACAUCUGAGGAAACAUACUAAAGGAAUUCCUUCUAGCACAAGUGUUCAGUAGUGUAGUGUUUUGUAGUUUUUGUAGUAGUGUAAUGUUUUAUGCUUCUAGUCAACUUACUCUUCAAUACGUUUUAGGGCUGAAUACCUAAAAUCCCUAAGCAAUUGAUAGUUAUAAAAGGUUUGAGCUGUAAAAAUCAAGUACUGGCUGUCAAUUGUACUUAUUAAAAUUCAGUCUAUUCUCAAAAAAGAAUUAAAAAGAAUUACAGUUGAAUUAUUAUAUACAAAUAUUAUUAUAAAUAUAAUCCCUAUUUAUGCUCAAGUCACUGAUUCAUAGAAUAAAAUAUGACUCCUAGUAGAAUCAUACGAAUCUACAAUCUACAAUUAUUAUAUAUUUUCUAAAAUGAAUCGAAUUGAAAUUAAUUUGCAAUAAAUAGCUUUUAGUAAGAUCUUUAUUCAUGUUUUUUUUAAUUCAUGGGAUAAAUAGAUAUAUUUAAUUUUAAUAUAUUGUAGAUGUAUAUUAUACUUAAUUAAAGAAUAAAGAAAAAUGGAAAUUGACAUAAUCAGAAUUCGGAAAUGCAUCCGAAGUUCAGAAAUAAGGAUUUAAUAUAAGAGUUCAAGAAUACAAAAAUAAUAUUGUUCUAAUUCCAUUGUGUUUGGAAUGAUUAAAAUUGUUCCUGUGUAUUCUUCACUAUUGAAUGAAUUGUGAAUUUGUAUUGUGAAAUGGUAUAUUGCCAUCCAUGUUGGGUGAUAUUCUUACAAGAAAUAGUAUAUUGGAUAUAUACUAGUGCAGCUGUUAAGAUCCCUAUUUUGCAAAUAAAUUUGCAAAAAGUUAAGGCCGUCCG
Nilaparvata lugens (brown planthopper) is the source of this 2060-nucleotide messenger RNA. RefSeq names its product gastrula zinc finger protein XlCGF8.2DB-like. The coding region runs from base 128 to 1279 and encodes 383 amino acids. The transcript is spliced from 3 exons. Gene Ontology annotation, molecular function: DNA-binding transcription factor activity, RNA polymerase II-specific; RNA polymerase II cis-regulatory region sequence-specific DNA binding. The record is from RefSeq and is a predicted model, not a curated record. Gene Ontology annotation, cellular component: nucleus. Lineage: Eukaryota; Metazoa; Arthropoda; Insecta; Hemiptera; Delphacidae. Gene Ontology annotation, biological process: regulation of transcription by RNA polymerase II.